CUCCGCUCAUUUUACUUCUGGAAUGCGUCGUGCAGUUCUUCGUUCUCCCAAUUUCCGAAUUUCCUUAAAUUCCCAAAUAGAAAUGCAUUUAAUAGCCAGUUUAUCAACUUUCGGUUCUCGUCUAUAUAUUUGUCCAAACGAUCAACAACAACAAACUCAGAGAAAACUUUUGGCAGAAAUUGAAACAAUGGGGGAAGGAAUGUUUGUGGAAGAAGAUGAUACACUUAAAGAAUUGGGAAAUUGUGAACCUUUACUUGGACCGAAAGUUGUUAGAAGUAAAAUGGAACAUUUAAUUAUUCAAUUAGAUCCAGAAAUUAGACAUUUCUCUUUAGUAGCAAUUCAUGACAAAUUUGAACAAUUUGGGGAUGCACAAAUAGUAAUACACUCAAUUAAAUUAAAUGAUCUCAAUGGUCAAUCAAUUUGUUAA
Meloidogyne enterolobii is the source of this 427-nucleotide messenger RNA. The record is from the annotation of a GenBank genome assembly. Lineage: Eukaryota; Metazoa; Nematoda; Chromadorea; Rhabditida; Meloidogynidae.